This is a messenger RNA of Pleuronectes platessa (European plaice), 1390 nucleotides long. RefSeq lists its product as uncharacterized. The transcript has 4 exons. The coding region runs from base 332 to 1390 and encodes 352 amino acids. The record is from RefSeq and is a predicted model, not a curated record. NCBI's taxonomy places the organism in Eukaryota, Metazoa, Chordata, Actinopteri, Pleuronectiformes, Pleuronectidae.
GCCACUGAGUCAAAGCAACAGAUCAUCUCAGUGUGUUUUUGUGUUUGUAUUUGACUUUCAAUUGUUAGUCCUGCUUCAGUUUCACAUAUUUAAAUCCAAAACUUCUGGGAGAUGGAAAAACUGGAGCACGAUGGCAUUGAUCUUCCUGUCCUGGUGAAUGGUGAGGCAGUGCGGACCAAUGGGAGGGCAGCGGUGAGGAUGCAACAGUGAUCCAGGAAAAAGCAGCCCAUUGUUCCUGGGACGUCGGAGAAGUGUGACCACCCUCCCUCCCGCCGGCUCUGCCUGCUCGACCCAACCGCUCACUGAAGGACUCUCAACCACAGUGACAGGUAUGAGUGGGGGAGUCAAUGUGAAGUCGUCCCCUCGUGGGCCUCCCUCGUCGGGAAUCCCACUCCCACGUAGCCUGUUGCCCUCUUCCCCCAAAGCAGACCCUCGCCGCCGGGCUAGUGACCUGCCCAGGCCCUCAAGUCAAACUCCUAAAUACACUCCCACGCACACUCCCACGCACACUCCCACGCACACUCCCACUCAAUCUCCUUCUCUUUGCCCACGGAGCUCCAGCAUCCCUGGCCCUUCCUCCAGGGACCUGCUGAGAGAUGCUAGCCUGAAAAGCCAACUCUUCCAGCGAACAGGAAAUCUAGCCGCUCCCCUGGUGUCCCGCUCUGCCUACAGCAGUCCGCUGACCCAGCGGCGACCACCACCACACUCCAAAGACACACUGGAUCUGGGAAAACCUGCUGUGCCUCAAACCUCAACACAGUUACCACAUAAUGGCAAUCACAAUAGAAACACCUUCAGCAAUAAAAACCAAGCAUGGGGAGCCAGUAACCAGUGUCCACAGCAACAGUUCAGCACAGGCGACAACUACAACUCUGAAACAGCAGCAGAGGCCAUGCCCAGAAGAGAAGAUCCUCCAGAAAACCAGUCAGCCCAUUCCACCAUGUUCAACAACGGUAACCUCCGCCCCUCUCUCGCUCACACGAUCCAUGAACAAGCCAUCAGAAGUCGCAGCAACUCCAUGAGCCAGUCCGAUGAGGAGAUGGGGACCUCUGAGGACAGUAGUCCGGCCUCCUCUCCCAGGCCCCUGCCACUGCCGCCCAUCACAUUCACACUGCCGGGGACGUUAAAGAUGGCUGUUGAUACUCAGGAUCAAAAGCUGGACAAGGAUGCUUCGUCCACAGAGACACCAAGAGUCAACAUGGCUACUGUGGCCCCCUUCAGCUACAGGCUGCAGGUGCAGGAGGGAGACUUUUCAGUGGACGAGCUGAGUGACUGCUCCUCUGGAUCCAUAGAAGUCUGCUGCGAUGACCUCACACCAGGUUUGAUACACCUUGGAGAAAUAACAAUCAUCAUCAACUUCUCUCUGUCUAUACUGUACAAAUCACGAUAG